This is a messenger RNA of Equus caballus (horse), 571 nucleotides long. RefSeq names its product C-C motif chemokine 14. Lineage: Eukaryota; Metazoa; Chordata; Mammalia; Perissodactyla; Equidae. Gene Ontology annotation, biological process: immune response; eosinophil chemotaxis. The record is from RefSeq and is a predicted model, not a curated record. Gene Ontology annotation, cellular component: extracellular region. Gene Ontology annotation, molecular function: chemokine activity.
CUUUGAAAUCUUAGUUCCUUUGUUUUAAAAAAUACUUUGCCUCAAUGAUCAUUUCUCAACACUUCCUCAGCCCAGGAGCUUCAGAAGCCCCUACCAGGCCAGCUCUCCUCCUGCAGCAGCUCCCUCCAUGAGAGGAUGAAGCUCUCCGUGGCUGCCAUCUCCUUCCUCCUCCUCCUCCUCCUCACCGUCACCCUAGGGGCCAAGACUGAAUCCUCCUUACGAGGACCUUACCACCCCGCGGAGUGCUGCUUCACCUACGUUACCCGUGCAAUCCCACGUAACCGGAUUACACGUUAUUAUGAGACCAGCAGCCAGUGCUCCAAGCCUGGAGUUGUCUUCAUCACCAAAAAGGACCAUUCCAUCUGUGCUGACCCCAGGGAUGACUGGGUCCAGGACUACAUCAAGGAGCUGGAGGAGAGCUGAGUGACCGGAAGUAGUGGAGAAGGGCACAGCUCAGAAUCUUAAAGAGAAGAAUCCAAGGCCCCUCCCACUCCCAACUCUCAGCCCCAGCCACCUGCUGGGAGCUGCCCUGCCUUGAAUUAAAGACCAGUCAUGCCCUUCCCUGCCCUCA